This is a messenger RNA of Hermetia illucens (black soldier fly), 354 nucleotides long. The record is from the annotation of a RefSeq genome assembly. Lineage: Eukaryota; Metazoa; Arthropoda; Insecta; Diptera; Stratiomyidae.
AUUCUUUCAAUAUUAUUUAUAAUAUCAAUCAUUUUAAUUAUCUCAUCAGUAGUAAUAAUUCUAGCGUCUGUACUCUCUAAAAAAACUAUUGUUGACCGAGAAAAAGCUUCUCCAUUUGAAUGUGGAUUUGAUCCUAAAAGCUCUUCUCGCCUGCCCUUUUCCCUCCGAUUUUUUCUUAUUGCCAUUAUUUUUUUAAUCUUUGAUGUAGAAAUUGCCCUAAUUUUACCUGUUAUUCCAAUUAUUUAUACUUCAAACAUAAUAGUUUGGUCUUACAGAGUAGUCUUAUUUAUUGUUAUUUUAUUGUUUGGACUAUAUCAUGAAUGAAACCAGGGCGCCCUUGAAUGAUCUUCCUAA